Schistosoma mattheei is the source of this 243-nucleotide messenger RNA. Lineage: Eukaryota; Metazoa; Platyhelminthes; Trematoda; Strigeidida; Schistosomatidae. The record is from the annotation of a GenBank genome assembly.
AUGUGUUUAUACACGAUACUAAACGAGAUCGAGGCUGACACAAAAGAUGAUGCCACUACACCAAAAAGUGUAGCAUCAAAGAAAAUUUCCAAACCAAUUGGGAAGCCGUCAAAACCAGGGAGACGAUUAGGACAGGGUAGGAAGACGUCGUCGACAAACGAAUCAGUAGUAGCGACCAAAGUUGAGAAGCCGCAAGCUGAUCAGGGUGGAAUCAUACUGGACCUGAUUGCUUCACUGCUUUAG